GCGCGCGGAGCGGCCAAUCAGCGGCGCCCACGACCCUCCCCGCACGAGUCGGAGCCGUCGGGUCGGGGCGCCGCCACUGCGGCCGCGGGCGACCGCGGCGAUGGUGUCAGUUGCGGGCUCCGCCGGCCGCCUAGGCUCCGCGCUGCCCUUCCUGCUGGUGCUCCUCGACCUGCAGUACCAGGGAGCUGAGUGUGGAAUAAAUGCUGAAGUAGAAAAGCAGCUUGAAAUGGGGAAGAAGUUAUUGGCUGCUGGACAACUAGCAGAUGCUCUGUCUCACUUUCAUGCAGCUAUAGAGGGAGACUCCGAUAACUACAUUGCUUAUUACAGAAGAGCCACGGUGUACUUAGCCAUGGGCAAAUCUAAAGCAGCAAUUCGUGAUUUAAGUAAAGUGGUUGAAUUAAAGCAGGACUUCACAUCCGCAAGAUUACAGAGGGGACAUCUGCUGCUCAAGCAAGGAAAGUUUGAUGAAGCAGAAGAUGACUUCAAAAAUGUGCUCAAAUCCAAUCCCAGCAAUAAUGAGGAAAAAGAAGCCCAAACUCAACUGACAAAAUCGGAUGAGCUACAGCGCCUGUAUUCACAAGCAUUGUCUGCAUACCAGCAAGAGGAUUAUGAAGCCGCAAUUCCUCUUCUUGAUGAAAUCUUGGCAGUUUGUGUUUGGGAUGCAGAGCUACGGGAACUUCGAGCUGAGUGCUAUAUAAAGGAAGGGGAGCCGAGCAAAGCAAUUAGUGACUUGAAAGCUGCUGCCAAAUUAAAGAGCGAUAACACUGAAGCCUUCUAUAAAAUCAGCAGAAUAUAUUAUCAGCUGGGGGACCAUGAAUUAUCACUCAGUGAAGUCCGGGAGUGUCUGAAGCUUGACCAAGACCAUAAGCAAUGUUUCUCUCUGUAUAAACAAGUAAAGAAACUCAAUAAGCAGAUUGAGUCAGCGGAGGAAUUCAUCAGAGAAGGCAGAUAUGAAGAUGCUAUCAGUAAAUAUGACUCUGUAAUGAAAACUGAGCCAGAUGUCCCAGUUUAUACUACUCGUGCCAAAGAAAGGAUCUGUCACUGCUUAUCAAAGAAUCAGCAGGCUACAGAAGCCAUAACGGUUUGUACAGAAGUUCUGCAACUCGAACCAACCAAUGUGAAUGCUCUGAAAGAUAGAGCAGAAGCUUAUUUGCUGGAAGACCUUUAUGAAGAAGCUAUUAAAGACUAUGAAACGGCUCAAGCCAAUAGUGAAAAUGACCAACAGAUUCGGGAAGGGCUGGAAAGAGCUCAGAGGAUGUUGAAGCAGUCACAGAAGAGAGAUUACUAUAAAAUUUUAGGAGUAAAAAGAAAUGCUAGAAAGCAAGAAAUCAUAAAAGCUUAUAGAAAGCUGGCAUCCCAGUGGCACCCUGACAACUUCCAGAGUGAGGAAGAAAAGAAGAAAGCGGAGAAAAAAUUCAUUGAUAUAGCAGCUGCUAAGGAAGUCCUUACUGACCCAGAAAUGAGGCGGAAAUUUGACGCAGGAGAGGACCCCCUGGAUGCGGAGAGCCAGCAGGGUGGGGGCAACCCCUUCCAUAGGAACUGGAACACGUGGCAAGGAUUCAACCCCUUUGGUUCUGGAGGAGGACCAUUUACAUUCAAAUUUCACUUCAGUUAGAGCCAGGACCGUUUCAGGUGGCUGCUGCUGUUUUUUACUUAAUUUGUUCGAAAAAAUAAAAACUCUCUCAGUUCAAGACCCAAAAUCUUAAUUUCUAAUGUUGUCCUUAACCCAGAGUCUUACCGCACUAGAAGAAAGCUACUUCUUUCUUUUAGUAUUCAAAGCAAAUUUGUGGUGAGCUUGACAAGCUUAUACUGGCGGGGGGAGGUUGAAUAAGGGUUUUGUUACUGCCUAUGUAUUUGUUGUGGAUAUGCAGGAGAUGUUUUUUCCAUCCGUAGGAAUAAACAAUACGAGGCUGUUUAGGACAACACUUAAAUGCAGCUUUAGGACUCAAGUAUAUGCUUACAGAUAAAAAAAAAAAAAAUGCAUGUAAAUAUUUUUUUGAAUCGGGGGGCCUAAUAAAUGUGGAAAGGGUAGUUACAAUAGUCUCUGCGUUAACAAAUUGUUUGUCAUUGUGCUCAGCAGAACGAUCCAUUUCUCAGUAUUCUUUAAGGGAAACCCUUGUGACCACCUGUUGUAUUACUGUGGGCAGCGCCAUGGGGAGGGGGAAGAGGCUGCGUGCUGACCGAGCCCCGGCGAUCUCUUACAAAGAAGAUCACUUGUCAGUAAGGAUUUUGAAAAUGGCUGCUUGCCUUAUUCCUUUACCUGAGAUUUAAGUGGGAUGAUUUCCUUGGCUGCGAUUGUCCAGUAGGAAAGUUUUUAAAAAAAAAAAUAAUAAUAAUAAUAAAAAAAAUCUGUUUUAUUUUUUUUUCUGAGGACUGUUGCUGUGAUUCCUAAUGUUUAAGAGUCAUUUUUGAGGAGUUUGUGCUUCAACAAAAUAUUUGGUUGAGAUUUGAGCAAAGCAGCGUGAUGUGACAUUCACCCCUCUGCAGCCAUUUGUUACUCCUCUGUACUAAACCCCGAGCCAGCACAGGUUGUGAGGUGACUGUGUGUGAGCUGCAGGAAUAAAAUCCGAGCUGUCGCCUCCGCUACGCAAUACAACUUCCUUUCUGUCGGGUGGUGCCACGGUGAUUUCAUGGUGAAGCUGUUUGAAGCUAUUUUGUAUUUUGUGUAACAGCCGCAGUGCUGCAAAAGCAACUGCCUGUGUGUGAAGUCUGAGUUUGCAUUGGCCAGAAGUCUACUGUUGUCCCGUGCGUGGGCAAAACUGGAGCAGUGUGGUGAUGGAGCUGGGUGAGAUGGGAGGCGUUCCUAGGGCUGCAGCUGCUGCAGGUGAGGUGGUCUUCUCGCUCUCAAACUGAGUAUGUUGAAAUUACUGAUGAGUUUCACCAGCAGUUGCAUUCUUAGAAUGCAAAAAUCACAAUUCUUUAAUUGACUGACUUGAUUUUUAACUGGAAAACUACGAUCAGUCGAUAGGGCUCUUCUCUCACUUCAGCUUGUGGCAUUUAAAGAGCAUGAGCAGCCUCAGUCAAACAAAGCAAAUGAAAUCUUCUAUCUGAAAGUGUGUGUAUAUAUAUAUAUUUAAUUACUGUAAGUGCAGUUGCUUUUGAAGCACAGCCCUUGUCUGCUGCCUUGAGUACUUCACAAACUGAACUGUGGCUUUGCAAAAAGUGUCUUUCUCAGCAGCAAUUUAAAGGCCAGCGUUUGGUCAGCAGAAAAUUAUCUUCAGGCUGACGAAGAGUGCGUGUGGUGAUUUCCAGUAGCUGAUGGUACAGAAGCACUGCAGCAUCCUAUUAAGGUUCAGCAUCAGAUAUUUUCAAGUUGAAUGACUUCCUAGAAGUUCGGCUUCUGCUUUUGACCCUCCUCAAGUGUUUCUGUUUAAACUCAGUAGAGGAUGCUCAGGAUGCCGCUCGUGCCCUUGUGAGGUCAGCGGGGCUCCUGUUGGACCUCUGGGGCCCAGGCAAGGAGCUCACUGCACAGCCCAUGCCCAGAUGCUGUCCUUCGGUGCAGGCUGGCCCAGGCAGCUCUCCCACACGUGUUUUUGCUCGCAGUGAGCAGAAGCUGAGUCUCGUGAGCCACAUCCCCUGGUUGUUGUCAGCUCUCCUCGCUGUGGUGCGGCAGAGCCAGGUGCCCGUGGUGCACAGCCGGCUGGUGCUGUGCCGGCUGCUGCCCUGCGUCAGCAGUUCUGUACCACCUCGUUCGCUGCAGGAGGGGCUGUUUUAAAUACUCCUUCAUGAGCAGUGUAAGCAAUACACCGUGGUUUUGUACUUACAGCUGUGUUCAGCUGCAGGAAGUCACAAUAAAUAGCACAGUCGGUCAGUCUGCGUGCUGGAGAAGCAUAUGAAUGUGACAUUUGGAAGGACUGCCCUUGUGCACCUUUUUGUUCUUACCCCUCUUCCUCCUCUGUUUUAAAAGCUAUGGCUGAGAGAUUUUUUCCCCCUUUUUAUUUUUUAUUUUUAUUUUUAUUUUUGAAAGGAAAAGGUGGUCCCUCACAGGUAAACUGUUUGUAUAAGGGAUCGGUGUUAGUGCCACGUGUAUUCCUUUCUAAUGCAGCCGAUGCUUCUGUAGGGUGGAAGCAGUCAGGAACAGAAAGGACUAUGUGUAAUUCUGACAAUGAGCGGCAAAGGGAAAAGUGUGUAUUUUUUGGGAGGGGGAAAGCUUGAAUCCAGUCAGGGGGAGAUGAUUAAUGCUUGAAUGCUGUUCAUAGAUAUCUCUUGUGAAAAACAAUGCCUUGAAAAAUGAAGAAAAAAAGAUGACGAUGGAGAAUGAGGCUUUCUGAUACCAAGCAGCUGCUGCUCAUGCACGUUAGCACCAGCGCUGCUAAGCGUGCAGAUGCUGGCUGUGAGCUCUGGAGGUGCUUCUGAAAACACAAAGAGACAAAGUUGUACCUAAAAAGAAAGAAGAAGUUGUUAGGUUUCAAGGGUUUUCAGAUGCAGCGAUGUGUUUCCUGCCGUGACUUCAGCAAACGAGUGCUGGCACCGCACUGAGCGCUGAUGGCGUGCGCUGCGUACGAGGAAGCUGAAUCCGCCUUUUUAUUUAUAAUGGGUGUCUGUAGUGCAAUAAUGUUCAGUAACUGAACAUUGAAAGAAGUCUCAGUAGUUUGUGAAGCCUGAGAUGUGCAUGAAGCAUCGUUACAGCAACGGGCCUCUGUGGAGAUGCACACUUUCUAUGUUGAGUUCUGUCUUGCAGUUUUUAUAAACCACUUCCCCACUUGCUUUAAAAUGAAGGAGGGGAGCUGUGGCUUAUCUUGCUUGAGGUAUGCUUAGUACUGAUGCGCUAUAAAUCAGUAUUAAACUGGAUGCAGAGUGAAUUACAAAUGUAAGAGCUCAACCUUGCGACGUACGCAGGAAACCUGUUAGCUAAAAAAAAAAAUAAAAGCAAAAGCUUGUUAUCAUUUCAGCUUCCAGACCGGUGUUUGGAAUGAGAAUUACUCUUCUCUUUUGGGCUGUGAUUUGUAGGAGCUUUGCUGGGCAUCAGCCACUAUAGCGUAGCGGGUUGGUUGUAUUUAAAAGUGCCUUACUGUAAGGUAUGGUUUGUUUGCUCUGUAAUACACACUCUUGUCCAUUUAAAAAAAAAAAAAAUAAAAAAAAAAAUGGGAGAAUCUUUUCUUUGCCCACU
Numida meleagris (helmeted guineafowl) is the source of this 5110-nucleotide messenger RNA. RefSeq names its product DnaJ heat shock protein family (Hsp40) member C3 (gene DNAJC3). The record is from RefSeq and is a predicted model, not a curated record. NCBI's taxonomy places the organism in Eukaryota, Metazoa, Chordata, Aves, Galliformes, Numididae. The transcript is spliced from 12 exons. Gene Ontology annotation, cellular component: endoplasmic reticulum. Gene Ontology annotation, biological process: protein folding in endoplasmic reticulum. Bases 101 to 1615 code for a protein of 504 amino acids. Gene Ontology annotation, molecular function: protein-folding chaperone binding; misfolded protein binding.